Molecule: messenger RNA, 1958 nt
Organism: Geodia barretti
Lineage: Eukaryota; Metazoa; Porifera; Demospongiae; Tetractinellida; Geodiidae
Source: the annotation of a GenBank genome assembly
AUGGAAAGCGAGCUGGAGUUGGUGUGUCUGGAAAACGGUAGGGGCGUGCGUCUGGAGUGCAUUCGAGUAGGAGCGUCCAUCACCUCUCUGCAGCUCCCGAACAACACUGACGUCGUCUUGGGCUUCAGAGACUAUAAAGACUAUCGCACCAACUCUCCAUACAUCGGCUGUAUAGUUGUUUGGAAGCUAAAGUCUCAGACUAGUAAUGAAGCUGUGUUUGAGCACGCUAGCCCGGCAGGAACAGAAGGUUAUCCCGGUACCCUCAGCUGCACCGUGACGUACCGCGUCACGGAGGAGAGUGAGGUCCAUCUAAACUACGCGGCCACCGCCGAUGCCCCCACCAUCGUCUCACUCACUAGCCACACUUACUUCAACCUGGCCGGAAAGGCGAGGCAAUUGGCGAUAUUCUGGAUCACGUCCUUUGUAUUCCUUCUGACAGGACAACUUAUCUGGAUGGACCCGGCCUCGGGGAAUGGAGUGGAGGUGUACUCCGACCAGCCAGGGAUGCAGCUGUACACGGGCAACUUCCUGGACGGCUCUCACACUGGGAGAGCCGGGGAACCCAUGGCCAGGCACUGUGGGGUCUGCCUGGAGACCCAGGCGUGGCCCAACGCCAUCAAUAUAGAGGGAGCACGAGAUCAGGUGAUUCUUAGGCCAGGUGAGCGGUACACAGCAAAGACUGUCUGGAAACUAAGCUGGAAGGACUAACAACAGUACUAUAAUAUUGACUUACUGGUGGUCAAAUGAACAUAUUUUUGAUACACACAAAAUUUACUUGGUGGUAGAGAAAAAAUAAGGCAGAGUUAAAUCUAAAUAAUAAUAAAAAUCUACGUCAACACUAAUGAAGAUUGCCAAGUUGGCAGACUAAAGAUUGAGGCGACAGUCAUUAUUUAGCUUGCGGGGUGGAGAGAUGGUGCAGGAGAAAGCUCUGAUGGGGUUAAAAACAAAUUCCUCAGCUGGAUUCUGAGGGGUCACUUCAGGUCGGCUGGAAUUGAAAAACUUCGCGGCAGUGGAGUGCCAGUUGGACUGGAGUCAUUUUCUUCCACACCCACAUAGAGGUGUCUGGUGGUAGUUUCUGUGGGCGGUUGUCGAAGCUGGUUCAGUGAGAGCAAAGCUUCUUGUCUAAGCACAGCAUCAUCUAGCUCUGAGAUUGGGGGGUCUUCCCCGGGCGAUGGAGAACCGUCUUCUUCCACAACGAGAAGAGCUUCGUCGUCUUUCACAAUCACCCCGAGUAUCUUCUGACCCCUGUCGUCUUCCGGCGGUAACGGGCCACCAUCUCCCCCACUGCUAUUAGUUGUAGAAACCUCGCUAGUUCCAUGUUCAGUCUCCGUGUGUUCAUUGCCCUCCACAGUAGCAGAGUCCUCAGUGGAGUGUUCCGUGUUCUCGCCAGCCGUGGCCAGCUCUGGAGGAGGGGAAAUGAGAUGCUGGAGCUCCAGAUCACUCUCUGCCAUAAGUCGUAUGCGAGACGCCAUCUGACUCGCCUGCAACUGCCCGCCACUGGGCCCCUUCGAAUCUUCCCCAGUCAAUUUACGUCUCUUGACAUUCUUCUUUUGGAAGUUUGGGUUAUCCCUCAUGUUCUCCGAGGGCUCGGUUUGUAUCCUCUGCCCCCUGCGAACCAGCCGGAAGGGCAGUCGUUCUUCCUCGCUCCGAGAGAGCUGUCUGCGGAGGUAGUCGGCGAUGGCACGCAGGAGCCUCAUCGCCAUGAUCCCGGUAAAUCCUUUCGACUCAAGGGUCUGUCUGUCGGUGGAGAGGAGGUCGUGGAAAGUGUGGUAGCCGGCAAGGCGCAGUCGGUACUCUAGUCCAGGGAGGUUGCUGGCCCGGAGAAACACCUUCAUGCUGCGGUCCAGAGACAAGAGGUACUUGUGUCGAGCGGUGGCCUGGGAUCUAAGUCGGCUCGGUGGGAUGAGGGAACCCGGUGCAUCUGGUUCUUCACUCUGCGGAUUUCUGGGUACCAUUUG